This is a messenger RNA of Bursaphelenchus xylophilus (pine wood nematode), 1381 nucleotides long. NCBI's taxonomy places the organism in Eukaryota, Metazoa, Nematoda, Chromadorea, Rhabditida, Aphelenchoididae. The record is from the annotation of a GenBank genome assembly.
AUGUCGGCGGCUUUGCACACUACAGUCGAAACUGGUCUCGUUUUCCUUGGCAUUUGUAAUAAAAAUUUUGAUUUUCUUUAAUUGUCAUAUAAAUACUCAUAAAAUGCUCUCAACCGUUUUUAAACCUUUUCUUCACAUUGGAAAACGUAUUUUACUAUGGAUUUCAAAAAUUGAUUUUACUUUUUUGUACUUUACAUUAUGUUUGCUGAUGACACCUGUAUUCAUUUUUGAUGCUAUGCCGUAUUUUACCUCCAAAACUCUGUUUUCAGACGUCUGUUUUUCAAUCGGCCUACUGGGCACAUUUCUUUUCCAAUGCGGUGUCCGGAAGAGUAGUAUAAAAGGAUCGCAGCAACUGGAAGUCCGAAAAACUAGCAGUGCGACAGCCUCGGCUAGCCAGAGUAAAGGCACACCGACCGCGGAUUCCAAAGAUAAAGGACAAACCCAUGAACUUCAAGGGAAGAAUGGGAAGGAAAGUGGGGCAAAAGGCGGAGAACUCGGUAAAAACGAAACGAAAAACAAGGAUGGAAAGUUGGAGUUGGGGAAAAAAGAGUGAGUUCUGGACAGAUCGUAUCUACAAAAUACCAUAUUCCUAGUAUUUUUGAUAAUCUUUUAUCUCAAUUUUAAUGACUUUUCUCUGACCGUAUAUCUUCAUUUCCAUUGGCACUCGUCAAAAAUGUUACUUGAAUAUCUCACCUGUCUUUCUAAAUUUCGAAUCGAAACUUUCUGAAAUUAAAAUAGAGCCCUUGUAGAAUGUGAAGAAAAUCAAUUUUCGUUAUUAAAUUCAAGUCUGCGCAAGUUGUUUACUUCUAAAAUAAAGUCAAUUUUAGACUUACUGAGGACAAAAAAGAUUACAAUCCAAAAAUCGGAUUGAAAGGAGCUUAUUCCUUCAUUUAAAUGGCUACGGAAUUUUGUAGGUUAUGAAAAUAUGUUCAAGCACCACUUUCGAUGAUUACACAGCUUACUGUAGCACUUUUAAAUGGUCGCCGAAGUUUUAAAAAACUUUUUCUUUUAGCCGACCAAUCGAUCCAGAAGUGAUGGAAGAACAAGCUGAACAAGGAUCUGAUUUUGAGGCCAAAGGAGAACAGACCAGUAUUCUUACUUUGGGAAGGAAAAACAGCACUUCGAACAGUUGCAAAACCAUCGAUAAUCUUGAUUCUUUAGAGUAAGUAGUUUUAUAAAAUUUUAUUACUUUUUAACUAUUUAUAUUGUCAUUUUUAACAGAUUAAAAUUCAUUUUUAGGAAGAUUGAUUGUACACAAACCUCGGUCCCAGUCUCAGGUCUCUCCAAAAAAACCAAAGGCUCCAUCACACCUAAUAGGACAAGAGGCUCCACUUCCAGAACCAAAGGAUCCAAGCCUUCAACUCCAAAUUUGAAUAAAUGA